Molecule: messenger RNA, 1254 nt
Organism: Lottia gigantea (owl limpet)
Lineage: Eukaryota; Metazoa; Mollusca; Gastropoda; Lottiidae
Exons: 1
Coding region: 1-1254 (417 amino acids)
Biological process (GO): DNA replication
Molecular function (GO): DNA-directed DNA polymerase activity; nucleotide binding; DNA binding
Source: RefSeq, a predicted model, not a curated record
AUGUCGGAUUUAGACAGUGAAUAUCCGAGAGCGGAAAGUGGAAGACCGUUUCUACCAGAAGAAGAAAAAGAGUUUGUAAAACUCUUCAAUAAACAAAAAUUCAGACCUAGAACAGCUAUUUUAACAGUGUGGUUUGAGUAUCCCAAAAACAUGUUCUUCCAACCGAUACCAGCUAAAGAUAAAAUCACUUUCACGAAUAAUGAAGGUAAAAAGGAAACUGGUAAAAAUAUCAGGUUCAGAAAUGGUUUCUGUCACGACGUUUUAACAUCGGUCGAUAUUCAAGAAAUAGUGAAAGCCGGUGGAAGAAUUAUUAGAAUAUUAGAUGGUAUAGUUUACGAAGAAAAUUUUAAAACUCCACCCUAUGGAGAUUAUAUUUUAAUUUUGAGAGAUCUAAGAAAUAAAUAUAAACGAGAAGGUAAUAUCGUGGGUAGUAAUUGCAUGAAAUUAUUAUGUAAUUCCUUGUAUGGUAAAUCAAUUCAGAAAGAUAUAUUCACAACUAGACAUUUAUGGAAUGAAGCAACUUUACAGGCCAACUUUGAUUCACGUGUUAAAAUCUAUGAGAAAAUUAAUGAUACUCAAUACAUUGUUGAAACAGAAAUUGAAGAAAAAGAGAUUACUACCGAAGAUAGUAAAUCUACACGACUAACAUCUAGUCAUUUGGGAUCAUUCGUUUUAUCUCACAGUAAAAAAAUAAUGAACAAUUUCAUUCACGUCAUAAAUGGAUUUUAUAAGCCCGAAAUAUACUAUACAGACACCGAUAGUUUGUACAUUUCAUCCAACAAUUGGAAAAAACUAAACAGAGCUGGUUUGGUCUCCGAAGAAGACUAUUGCAAAGGUAAAAACGAUUAUGGUGACGGUGGAAUUAUAUUUGGUUUAUAUUUAGCACCAAAAGUCAAAUACAACAUCGUUUUGACUUCCGAUGGUGUUUUAAAAGAAAAGAAAACGUUUAAAGGUUAUUCUAAUGAUAAGAUAAGUGUAGAAGAUUACGUUCAGUUGGCAAGCGGACAUGAUGUAACGAACAAAUUUAAGAAACCAUGGGAAAAAAGUUUCACCAAUGGAGUAGUUAUUCCAAAUGAUAAACAAACUAAAGUUUUUAGAAGUUAUUUGAAUAAUGUUAAAAGAAAACCACCAAACAGUGAAGGAAUUAUGUAUCCUUACAACGACAAAGAUGAGUAUAGUUUUGAUGAAAACUAUGAAUUUGAUGAUUUCGAUUAUCUUACUAUUCAAGAAGAGAAUGAAGAUUGUUUUAAAUGA